AGGUGAAGUUGACGCAGGCAAAGCUCGACCAUAAAGUAUCACACGACAGAGAAAGAAGAAACGGUAUCCCAAUGGAAGGCACAAUUAUCAAGGUCGCUGUUUAUUUCAUGAUGCAGAGCAUUAUCAUCCCUGUCACACAUUCAAAGUUAUUUCCUACCGAUCAACUUCAAGGUUCGACAUUACACGUUGUUCGGACUGCUCUCCCAGAAGAAAGAACACUAGAAGGUCACAAAAAUACCUCAAAGACAGAAUCAUCGCAAGGCGAAACCGCUGAGGAUGGCCAAAGGAAGUUCCUUUAUGUUUUGAAGCGCCUCACACGCAGUGCAAAUCACUGCGUGAAAAGCAGGACACAAAGAUACAACAAGUGCCUUGGAAAGUAUAUCUCUGUCCCUAAAUGUAAAACACUCAGCGUGGCUUGUCUAUCAGCGACUAAUGUUGCAGCUAAGUGCAAAAGGAAAUAUACAGUUGUCAACGGCAUAAACGGUCGAAGAUGCUUAAUCAAGGACUGCUCAUGCGCUGCGUGA
This is a messenger RNA of Pocillopora verrucosa, 524 nucleotides long. The record is from RefSeq and is a predicted model, not a curated record. Lineage: Eukaryota; Metazoa; Cnidaria; Anthozoa; Scleractinia; Pocilloporidae.